Messenger RNA from Nestor notabilis (Kea), 750 nucleotides. Its product is annotated as cAMP-dependent protein kinase inhibitor alpha-like. The transcript has 2 exons. Gene Ontology annotation, molecular function: cAMP-dependent protein kinase inhibitor activity. The record is from RefSeq and is a predicted model, not a curated record. Lineage: Eukaryota; Metazoa; Chordata; Aves; Psittaciformes; Psittacidae. Gene Ontology annotation, cellular component: nucleus; cytoplasm. Gene Ontology annotation, biological process: negative regulation of cAMP-dependent protein kinase activity. Bases 28 to 261 code for a protein of 77 amino acids.
AUGUUGCUAUGAGGAAAGGAGUCAGCAAUGACUGAUGUGGAGCCUGUGGUCACAGAUUUUGCAGCAUCAGGACGGGCAGGCCGCCGGAACGCUUUACCAGAUAUUCUGGGCUCUCCUGCUGGUGCUGGGACUUCAGAACUGCCACACAAACUGGCUGAGCUCUCUGUUUCAGAAGAUGAAGGAGCAGAGGGUGGAGAAGUGUCGUCAUCCAAAGCCUUGCUGGAAAGUCAAGAGGCGGAAGGAAAAAGCAGUGAUUCCUAAAACCUAAGGACUGCUGGAUUAAUGAAACCCAUUGACAGACUUUCCAUUUUCUCUGUGAUACCCCUACUGAAGUGUGGUAGCAACUUUAGCAGCACAGACAAGAUUUUGCAGCACACUUGUACCUAGGUGACAUUAAUGUGGAGCUACUGUUUUUUCUACAGUCAUCCUUAAAAACAAAUGUUCUACACAUCCAAAUGGGAAGAAAACUAAAGAAUGUAUCUCUUGUUUUGGGUUUUCUCAUGGUUAUAGUACUCAUCCUAACUAAUCUCCUUUGACAGUUUCAAUUAAUGUACCUAGCAGAUGUACCACCAACUAAUGAUUGCUUCAAAAUAAAAAUCCUGUCUCUUAAUUUCUCGAAAGAGCUCCUUUCUCUCUGAUACAGAGGUGUAUUCAUUCUCCCCACCUUAAGGUGAUAUUAAGUAAGUAUUAGAUUACAGACAUUAACUGUAAUUUAUCUCCUGAGAUUUUUGUUCUCAUCAGGCACAUGUA